AGUUUGCUUGCUGCAGUCAGUGCGUGUUUGUGAUUUAGCUGCAGAAGAAGAAAAGUAUCGUGUGUGUGUGUGUGUUCAUCCAGACGAGCUGUGGUUUCCCUCCCGCAGACGGCAGCUUCAGCUGAAACAAACUCCUGGAGGAACCAGCGCCGCCGCCAUGGUCGCCACAAGCACGUUAAAGACCAAAAGCAGCGAGUGCAUCUCGGACCUGGUCGACAGGAGAUACGACCAGAGCUGCAUAGAGAAAGAACUGGAUUUCUGGGAUCACUGCUUGGCUGAGCCCCAGAGGAAUGCAGAUGUGGCUGAGGACAGAACCUGUCAACAGCUGGCCAAGAUGUUUGAAAACUGCCUGUCACGAGCCAAGAAGACGACGCUGCACUGCUCCUCUGUGCUGGUACCAGAGAAGUUAACUCGCAGAAUAGCUCGCGAGGUACUGCGGCUGGCGUCGUGCGAGCCCUGCGGCCUGCGUGGCUGCGUCCUCUACGUCCACCUGGAGUUGGACAAGGGCUGCAAGCGGCUGGAGCGCAUCGUGUACGAUGCCACCGUGGUGCCCACGUUUGAGUUGACUCUUGUGUUCAAGCAGGACGGCACUGCCUGGCCCAGCCUACGGGACCUCUUUAUGGGAACCUGCUUUGCCCCUACUUUCAGGCAUGUACUUAAAUUGAGUCCAGGUUUCCGUCUUGUCAAGAAAAAACUGUACUCCUCCUCGGCUGGUACCGUGGUAGAGGAGUGCUGAACUAUGGGAGGGAUUAGACUGGGGUGUAGAGUUUCCUGUGGGUAAACGCACUUCUGCCCAAAUGUAAAUAACACUGCUGAUGGUGUCAUGUUUUCUACAGUGUUUUUGUACAAUCGGUUCAGCUCUACAUAGACAAUCUGUCAGAUUUGAACUUGAGGGUUUAAAGUUUGUGCACAAAUGAGCCCGAUGGUUCUGCGUUUGGCUUCAGUGUUUCUAAAUGUGCAUUUUAUCAGCAACAUUGUAAUAUCCUGAAUGUUGUUUUGUUCCCCUUAUAAGAUCGAUUGUUACUCAACACAAUUUUAGAAAGUACAUUUUGCAGAUGAAUGUAAAGCUAUGUUCACAUCAACAUUGAGAGGGGACAUGCUGUGGGUACACUUUUGUUAAAGACACUUGCCACUUUGUUGAUGCAUCUGAGUGUUUCCAGAUACAUUGAAUGUGUUCAGCAACAGUUAAUACACCGAGGCUUGAAUAGGAGACUGAGUUUAGUCUUUGGGGGCCAUAUGUAGCUAUAGUUGUACGAUGCUGUAUUUAAGACGAUGUCUUGUGAAGAUGCUGCUGUCUUGGUGUGGGCUUCUCGCACUAAGGGAAUGUUGAUGCCUUAAAUGUCCUUUUUUUCACUCCGAUCACAGAUGUGUGUACGUUUAGUAUAAAUGUUUUAUUGCAUUUUUUUAAUUUUAUACCCUCCUCCCCAGACAUGCCUUUUCGAUGUACAAACUUUAUAGAUUAUUAAAAGGAUGGUUAACCAAAAUGUAAAAGCGUAUUUGUUUUUAUGUUAUCCAUUAACUGGGAUGAGCUCGGAUUUUUUUUUUCUUUGUGAAUUCCCAGUAAUUUUUCAAAUGUUUUUGGUGCCAUUUGAACUUCUUGUUGAUGGAAAACUAGGCCUUGUCUAUUAGACAAUAAAAAAACUAUUUCCACCUUAAA
Molecule: messenger RNA, 1657 nt
Organism: Paralichthys olivaceus (Japanese flounder)
Lineage: Eukaryota; Metazoa; Chordata; Actinopteri; Pleuronectiformes; Paralichthyidae
Product: DNA damage-inducible transcript 4-like protein
Biological process (GO): negative regulation of signal transduction
Cellular component (GO): cytoplasm
Source: RefSeq, a predicted model, not a curated record